Colletotrichum orchidophilum is the source of this 1518-nucleotide messenger RNA. RefSeq lists its product as uncharacterized. Lineage: Eukaryota; Fungi; Ascomycota; Sordariomycetes; Glomerellales; Glomerellaceae. Gene Ontology annotation, biological process: mitochondrial respiratory chain complex IV assembly. The record is from RefSeq and is a predicted model, not a curated record. The transcript has 3 exons. The coding region runs from base 1 to 1518 and encodes 505 amino acids. Gene Ontology annotation, cellular component: extrinsic component of mitochondrial inner membrane.
AUGGAACCGGCUUUCAGAAAAGCAGCGUCAAGCGCUUGCGGACAAUGUUCUGUAAUACUGAGGAGGCAAUUGAUUGCCAACGGAGUUCCCAGAAUCGCCCCUCGCAUCGCAUCAGCCCACUCGACCCGAAGCCUCCAUUCCACCAUUUCCAGAACAUCAAAGGUCAACAAUGCGCCCACAAGACAGUUCUCCUCGUCCCCGAAAGCUUCAAGCGAGGCGGCUGCUGCCAAACCCAUUGAAAACGAAACGUCGACCCCAAAACUCCGACCGGAUGAUCUAUUCCACUCUUUUACGAACUCGCCCAUCCCAGAGAUCCGACGCCGUGCGGCUUUCAUGCGCCAGCAUGCCUACUGUUCUCACCCCGAUCACCGCGCGACAAGAGUCCCGACUGUGGCACCCCACGGAGAGGAGAAACAAUCGCAAACGGGGCAGCUUGCGCCGGCGCAUGUCGAUUUUGAGUGCCCCGAUUGCGGAGUCCCCGUUGCCUGCAGCAAGGAGCACUGGAUGGACGACUACGAGGCUCACCUUGAGAUUUGCGAUACUUUAAGGGAGAUCAACGAGGACGACCAUGACUUACGAUCCGGCCGGGCAUUCCCGGAGUUCGUCAUGGUGGAUGAUCAGAUGCCAGAGGCAGUCGUGAACAUGACGAACUGGGACACCUUCAUGUACAGCCGCGAAUUUGAGGCUGUCAAUGAUGAGCGCAGCAUGCGGCAGGUCACGAAGAUGCUCACUUACCCUAUCACCAUCGGUAGUGUUCUGCAUGAGUUGAGCCCUUACAGCGUCAAGCAAGGGGAGAGGUUGACGAGCGAGGGUUUGAAGAGUUUGAGUGCUUUGCGGUACACCCUUCAUCCUCCACUUUCUGGGAAGGGCACUAGUAUGAAGGAACUCCGUCCCGAGGCACCUCCCGUGAGAGUCUUUUGCUUGGGAGCCCGUGCCGAAUCAUCGCUGCCCAGAAACGUCUGGAUUCAGCUUGCUCAUCUCUUCCCAGAGAGCAAGAUUCACCUGAUCUUUAUCGGUCCUGAAAGUAUGGCUAACCGGGACGACGAGUUCCCCCUGCCGCCGCGGACACCUGAGAACCCGUUUGGUAUGGUAAUUGAAGACCGGAUAUCGCACAAGAUGAAGAUCAGUACCAUCGUGGAUUACUACCACACCAUUCACAAGACCGGCUACUUUGCGCCUUAUGACCCUUACUUUGACUGCUUCUGUCUCUUCCAUCCUGGUCUGGGCCAUCCGGCGAGCAGUCACGAAUGGACCGAGACCCUGCCUAUGCUUCUGGAGACCAAGGUUCCGAUCAUUGCUACAGGUUACACCCAGUUCGAUAUGGAGAGAGAUAUCGAAUGGGUCCGAAAGACCGCUGCCGGGGAGUUCGACGUCCUCUUGGAGCCUGGCGAAAACCUCUUCCGGAGCUUGAGGUGGGACCUGAAUGACUUGGAUCCCCAGGAUGUCAGCUGUGGAAACUGGGGAGUGUGGGCGUUCCGCGGAAAGAGAUAUGAGACGACCAAGAAGGAUGAGGAGUAG